GGGUUGCAUGCUCUCACGUUGCCGCCGCCGCCACUAAACCCCCCUUCCGUGCGUUCGGAAGGCACGCACGCAGGCACGCCAGUUGACAUCCCGCUGCCGAAAUCGCAUGUCCUUGUCGUCGUUCAACGUGGUGAGGUGAAGUGAAGUUUGCGCGCGCGAUCAUGUGACACGCGCGAUCCCGCGCGACGGUCACGGGAUCUUCCGCGACGAGGAUCUCGCGGGGAGAGCCAACUCUUUUUCCCCUUACGGAGCCUGGAACGUCGCUGGAAAUUUAUACGCCGGUGGAAAUUUCGUAUUUUUUUUCCCCCGAUACCCUGAACUGUCGUGCGGAUACUCGAGUCUUGCGACGUCAAUGUGCGCAUCAACGUGCGAUGUCAGCGCGGGCGACCGACAGUGACAUUCGAACAAUCGCAUCGGGUGAUCAUUUAAACGUGUGGAAAUUGCUACCGAUCUACCGAGCGAUCAGUCCGAGGGAAUCGAGGGAGGUAUGCUGAUGUGUGAACAGUGAUUGGAAAUGGUAUGUGAGGAUCGAGAGAUCAUUCGAUUGGAAGGGGCUGCGCGACGAUCUUCGUUAAUGCGAAUCGUUCACGAAAAUGUUAUCUCCGAUCGAGUUCAAAUAUUCGCGAAUCUUGUACGAGACAAACGUGGCGAUCAGUAAGUAUUCAAAACAGUGAUAAGUCCAAUUUAUUGUAUGAAAUUCGACGUAAGAGAUAAUCAUCGCUUCGCUGAAUCAGUAUCAAGUCUCCGAGGCCAGCUCGAAGACCGUUCGAUCCUUUCAUCGAAUCGAUCCCUUCGUAAGAAUCGUCCCGUAGAGACGACGAUCGUAACGGUCGGUCGGGCCAAGCAGCCGUGAUAUGUUCCCCUCGUCAGCGGCGAUGCUGAAGAAUCUGCAGCAGAGUGCCAUGACCUCGCCUUUCCUGAUGGAGAACCUGCUCCAGAGCAAGGCGUCGCCGGGGACGGAUCUCACCAGCCUGACCUUGAACUGGGCGGCGAGUCUCGUAGCGCGGCAGCGCGAGAGGGAAUGCGAGGCAAGUCUCAGACUCGUUCGGGACCGGGCAUCCCCCAGCGAUCUCGUCCAGGAUCACCUGGACCAACGAUCCGCGAUCGGUGGACGCGAUCGCAUAAUGAUUGAUUGCGGCGGCAGGGAUCAGCAGCAUCAACAGCAGCAGCAGCAAAGAUCCAGCGGUAGAUCCGGCGAGGCACGGCAGCACGAUCGGAUGCAGCUCCUUCAACGUGAGAAGGAGAUCCUGGACCGUAGUCAAGGCGUAUACGUCGACAUGGAGAACGAGAGGAUGGACGGCCCGGUGAUGGUGGACCGGCUGUGCGCGAUGGAGAGGCUCUGCAACGAGAGGAUCGACAAUCGAUCCAAUUCCGGCGUCGAGUCCUGCAACUCGAACGUGGACGAGGACCCGAUCCCAGGCACGGAACUGGACGGUGGUCUUCAGCCGGUGGACAGGGACGAGAUGGUGCUGGGAGAGCGCGUCUCCGCGAUCGAGAUAGACAGACGGUACGACCUUGGAUGCAGAAACGUCAUGCACACGUCCGAUGAGAUGACGAUCGCAUCGGGGGAGAGGGAGGCGGCGGUGACGGCGGCGGCAACAGCGGUCGAGCGUGCCGUCGACAGAUUAGGCGAGAGAACCACCGCCUGUUCCUGCGGCGACGAGCAGUGCUCCGGACCGGCGUGCAGGACCAUCCAGGAGAAGGAGAAGCCGCAGCUCAAGUUCAGCGUUAGCGCCAUACUCGGCGGUAAUCAUGACAGGAGGCCGCAUCCCGAUAACUUUCAAGGACUCCCGCCGGAAGCGAUACCGGCCUUUUUGCAGAAUCUGCAAAACUCGGCCGGCUACAAUAUCGCCAAGCCGAUCGCGAGGCCGGCGGCUUAUCAUCCUUAUCACAGGCCGAGCCAUCAACCUCCUCAACGACACCUACCACCGAACGCUCAUCACACGCUGCAACAACUGUUCUACAGGGGUCCAUACUUGACAGUCGGUGGCUCCGGGACCGGAACCCAUCAUCCUGGCACGCCCGGUGGCGGUGCCGUGUUCCCGGGGACCAUCCAGGGCAGCAUCGGCGACUUUUCCGGGACUGGCCUGGUCUUUCCGUGGGCGACGAACGCGCGCGGAAAGCCACGCCGGGGGAUGAUGAGGAGAGCGGUUUUCUCGGAUCUUCAGCGACGUGGACUCGAGAAGAGGUUCCAGAUACAAAAGUACAUCAGCAAGCCGGAUCGCAAAAAACUCGCUGAGAAGCUGGGUCUCAAGGAUUCACAGGUAAAGAUUUGGUUUCAAAAUCGACGCAUGAAGUGGCGAAAUAGUAAGGAGCGGGAGCUGCUUGCGACCGGCGGCUCGCGCGAGCAAACGUUACCAAACAAGAACAAUCCGAAUCCGGAUCUGAGCGACGCCGACGGGGAUCGACCGAGGAUGGACCUGAGUGAUGUAAGCCCGCUCACGAGUCCGCAAAGGCCCGAGGAACAAACGGAGAACGAAGAGGAUGAGGAGAUCAAUGUCACGUGAUAAAGCUCACCGCUGGACCUAGCAUCCCUCGUUUACCUUCCGACGACAAGUGAUGACAAUUUUCUUAAUCUGUGUGACCAAGUAGGCUACCGGUCGGACCAAAAAGGAAAACAGAUUUAAACGAAACACAGAUUGACGGGCACUUGGAAGAAUUGCGGAAAUUAAUUCAGUUUUUACCUAAGUUUCCCAUUUAUACAUUAUUCUAAUACAUCAAUUUUAUUAUCAAUUUACUACAUAUAGAAAAUAUGCAUUUUUUUCUCGAAAUACUUCAAACUACUUUACAUGCAACGUGAUGUACUUUACAUGUAAAUCCAAAAAAUAUUAAUUUUAAUCAUGCAUUUACUGACUGAUUUUUACUGAUGACUAUACAUAUUCGCAAAUAAUUGCGGUUAUUACAGGGUGUUCUAUAUUUAUUAUACGAGCAGAAUAAUGUGUUAAACACAAGUUGCAUGUGAUGUUUCAUACCAUUCACAAUUUUCAACGACAAUCUUCAAUUGUUUAGCGGUCAUCGAUUUGUCCUCAAUAUUUUUUUCUCUCAGAAUUACACGAGUCGUGGCCUAUUAUUCGAUAACAGCAACACGUGUCGUCGCUGAUAGUAAAAAGAAAAUACGAAUGACGAAUGAAGGAUAAGAAUGAAGAAUGAUGUAUUAUAUUGUAAUUAGCGCGAUGGAUGUACCUUUCAAGGAGUCUUCUAUAAGCCAUUGUGUAAGGUUGUAUUAGACAUAACGUUACGAUUCUGGAAAUAUGUACCUAACUCCACUCAUAAUGCGGCCACACGUGGCCAGAUUCAAAUGUAAUUACAUUCAUUGUGAUUCAAUAUAAUCUAUGUAAUAUAUUGAAAUAAAACUGUCUAUGCUAAGCGA
Messenger RNA from Monomorium pharaonis (pharaoh ant), 3370 nucleotides. RefSeq lists its product as uncharacterized. Gene Ontology annotation, molecular function: DNA binding; DNA-binding transcription factor activity, RNA polymerase II-specific. Gene Ontology annotation, biological process: regulation of transcription by RNA polymerase II. Lineage: Eukaryota; Metazoa; Arthropoda; Insecta; Hymenoptera; Formicidae. The record is from RefSeq and is a predicted model, not a curated record. The coding region runs from base 855 to 2507 and encodes 550 amino acids. The transcript has 4 exons.